Molecule: messenger RNA, 2015 nt
Organism: Nasonia vitripennis (jewel wasp)
Lineage: Eukaryota; Metazoa; Arthropoda; Insecta; Hymenoptera; Pteromalidae
Product: IQ and ubiquitin-like domain-containing protein
Exons: 6
Coding region: 31-1878 (615 amino acids)
Biological process (GO): cilium assembly
Cellular component (GO): motile cilium; acrosomal vesicle
Source: RefSeq, a predicted model, not a curated record
CGUAAUAGUAGAUAUACAUAACUUUGAAAAAUGAAAAUACAAAAACAAUGCAUCGUACUACAUCAAAUCAGUGACAAGAAAGCAAGAUCUCGAGCUAUAUUGUUCAUUCGUUAUAAUCAAAUAAAAACGCACUUGUCACCGGAAGUCGGUCAACGAGACUCUAUUUUGUUUCUCUCCAUUACUGCCAAAGUUUUCUCGCGAAGGUUAACAAAAGACUUUUUUUCUUUUAUAAAAUGUCAUCAUAUAUCAGUAUACGGCACAGAUACAUUCACGCUUCAAUCAUUACAAGGAGAAAUUAAUGGUUACAAAAUGUUGGUCACGGUGGAAAGAAGCUUGAUGAGAAAACCACGAUUGGGCGGAUGGAGAGAUCCGGCUACGGGAUUGGAGUAUCUAAAUGCCGACUCGCAAACGGGACCGGCGCCCAAGCGACUGCCGUUGGAGCGAACCUGCAGCCGAAAAGUGCAGACCAUCCUGUCAGAGGACAAGCAGUGCCAGUCGAAUUGCGACAGUGCCACACAGAUGUGGCGCCGAGAUUGUUACAUUCCGAGCGUAUCCGACAAGUACGUGAGCGUCGGCUCGUACGAGACUUACGAGGAGAUGAGGCUAAGGCUGGAUUUCGACGGCAAAGCGAGGAAGAUUCAAAGGUGCUACAGAGCCUACAGGAUUUUGAAACUCGUGCGAAACUGCGCAAAGGCUUAUCGAGAGAUGCGCGAAGAAUGCGAGAGACUGCGUGAGGAGAAGGUGCAAAACAGAAGAGAACUCGAGGCUUCGGACUGUCUCGCCCUAAACCAUCCCAGGACUCUAACUGACCUAGACGCCUUAUUGCACCACAUCGACACCGUCGAUCUUCCUAAACUGGACGACCAGUCCUGUUCACCGCGUUCCCGCAACCUUAGACUCCUGGAGGUCCGUCGUCGCGCCUACCUGGCCGCAGAGCUGCGACGAAAUCGCGGCAGUGACAGAGCAAAGUUUCUCGCAUUUCACUGUAAACCAAAACGAUGGCUCGAUCGUCGUGGUAGAAGCGUCGAGAUGCUCGGACUGAGGAACCAAGCGGCGAGAGAACUGUGGGAAAUGUACCGGAUGCUGGACAGAGACGCAGGAGAGGAGAGGAUGGAGGUUUUGCUGCAGGCUAGAAGUGCCAUAGAAAAUCACGUUUGCAAAGAUGCAAGCUCUUUUCGGGAUCUGCUGGAUCAAGAGAUCAUUAUGACCGCUAAGAACGUAAUGCACGAUAAAUUGGAUUACUUGAGAAAGAGGAUAGUCGGAGCAUUUUUGCAGUUUGUGAAGACUUCCCACAAUUGCACGUGCAAGAGCGUGGAUGGAAUCGAACCCAUUGAGAUUCACGAUUACGAGUUUCGACUGCCCAUGGAGAAAGACCGAAUGUUCUGUACGAGCUGCCGGAAGCUUCUUCCGCAGGGAAAAUUUCCUGUAACUGUUAGGAGACAACAGAUCAAUAAGUGUAAAGCCUGCGUCCGUCUUCGUACAAACGUCCGCAGUUCUGUGGAUCUGAAGCCUUUUAUCCACCUUCUUUCCGAAAUCCGAGAAUCCGAGCCGGUUGUGGACCCCAUAAUCGACGUCCUGAGUCCAUCCGACCUGCGACACCUGGUGCAAGACAUCUGGCAUGGACGAUCGGUUCUAAGCGGCGAAUCCGAGACGCGGAAGUUACGACUGCCUCGUUAUCGAGUUGAAGAGCCCUGGAGUCCUUGGAAUUGCCUGCUGCUAACAGAGGACGAAGCUGAAGUUCAUCGGAGACUAGGCGAGAAGAUGGUUUACUCGAAGCCGUUGCAGAAAAUAGUCGAGGCUGCUCAUUGCACCGCUCGCAUGAAGUUCGGUCUCUGGACUGUCGAGAAGAAGGUUAUCGUGUCCAAUAUUGAAUCGUGAAUUUGAUUGAAUUUUUUCAAACUUCUUUAUUGUAGAUUAAAAUUCGUCUCGAUACAUCGAACGUAAAAACAUAUAAACUAUAAAAAUUAUAGUAAUGUAUAGUAUGAAAAAUUAAAAAGUGGACAUGCAAUGAUAAA